CAGUCGGAAUCUGAUUGGACAGCGGCUGUAAAGGGAAGUGAAACUUCUCUGUUUUUUCUGCGUCACUCCACGGACUACACGCAGGAUUUUGUAACGAUAAUGUAAUAUUAUUAAUUCUAAAAUUGAACAAAGUAAAGUAUUGAGGCGCAGGAUAAACAGAACAUUAGAAGCGAGAGGCACGCGCACAUGUUGCACUUUGUAGAUGUGAACCAGACUGAAGGAAGUGGCACUUCCUGGUCCUCCUGCUGUCCUGGAUUCGAGUGAACCAGCCUGUCCUCUACAGAGAGCAAACACCGCACUUGUGCAAACAGACAAAAAUGGACCAUACACCACAACAGAACACGCAACAGAGCAAGGGCUCUGCAGUGAGGCACAGAGAGCACAGUGAUGAGUCUGUGGACAAAAAGGCCCUUGACAGCUCUCGGACACCCACUCAGAGUGAGAAGAGGCCAAUCAGAAGAGUGCGAAGUCCAUCCAGACCGAGGGCGUGGCUGUCCACUUCUCGGAACCCAAAGGUCGGAGGGCACUAUUAUAAGUCUCGUUUUCCAAAGGAUGACCGUCCAUUCUACAAAUCUGGCUUCAGUAACCACAGGCAUCAACCUUUUAACUACUUCCACCGCAAAGACUACCAUCGGCAAAAGCUUCAACCUUUUCCACUGAGGGGGAGGGAAAAGGAGAGAGACUGGGAGAAGGAAAGGGAGCCAGAAACAGAGAGAUAUGAUCAUGAUAAGCGAGAUGGCACUGAUGGAAGUUCACCUCCAAAACAAAGCACCAGUAAUAGACCUUUUUCACACAAGUCUUCUUCCAGCAGAGACAAGGACAAGCAGUUCACCGUUUCUCAGAGUGACAGGAGCCAAAGCAGAGAGAGCGAUCACAAGGGAAGCAAGAGCAAAGAAAGAGAGCGAAGCAGAGAUGGGGAGCUCCCCUCGACUGCGAGCCAGACGGUGGCACGAGACCUAGCCAUCCAGCAGAAGAGGAAAGAGAUAGAUGAGGUGUACUACCAGGAAUGUGAAAUGUUUGGCCUCGUGGUAAAGAUGCUAAUAGAAAAAGACCCGUCCUUGGAAGUUCCCAUCCAGUCCUCGCUGCAGAAGAACCUCAGGGAUAUCGGGGCACGAUGUGUGGAGGCCAUGGAGAGGUUCAUAGAGGAGUAUGAUUCCAGGGAGAAGUCUCAGUGAGGAGACACAAACAACUGCUUUUUAUCUCACAUCUGUGGUUUUAAUUCUGAUCUUGUUGCUAGUGAAUGAAUGAAUGAAUGAAUGAAUAUUUUAUUUUGGUUUGCAAAUCAAUCAUUACACGCAGUACAACAAUUACAACAAACAUAAAAACCAAAAAUAGAAUAGGCUAGAAGCAAAAGCUUAUUUUUUGCCUCUGCUUUUCCUCUGAUACACUGCUUACAUUAAAUUAAAUGUGUACAGCUAGUAGAUAUAAUGACAUUAGAGCUUUUUCUGUAGACUGGACCAAAGCCCCUCUCUGCACUCAGGUGAAAUAUUAAAACCUUUACUGUGAUGACAAUGUGUGAAAAUAUGAUAAUCAAAAAAAUCCACUGUAUGAAAACAUAUUUGUAUAUGAUCUACACAUAUACCAUUCUAAUUUUUACAUUUUAUCGAUGCCUGUAAUUUAUUGUUGCUGACUUUUGUAAAGCAGAUUUUUACAUAUUUGACAUAUUAAAAAUAAUCAAAAAGUA
Molecule: messenger RNA, 1684 nt
Organism: Sphaeramia orbicularis (orbiculate cardinalfish)
Lineage: Eukaryota; Metazoa; Chordata; Actinopteri; Kurtiformes; Apogonidae
Product: periphilin-1-like
Exons: 7
Coding region: 318-1175 (285 amino acids)
Biological process (GO): negative regulation of DNA-templated transcription; negative regulation of gene expression, epigenetic; protein localization to heterochromatin
Cellular component (GO): nucleoplasm
Source: RefSeq, a predicted model, not a curated record